Drosophila obscura is the source of this 2140-nucleotide messenger RNA. It is a transcript of the gene z, whose product is annotated as regulatory protein zeste. Lineage: Eukaryota; Metazoa; Arthropoda; Insecta; Diptera; Drosophilidae. The coding region runs from base 423 to 2057 and encodes 544 amino acids. The transcript is spliced from 3 exons. The record is from RefSeq and is a predicted model, not a curated record.
UUUAUCGAUCAAUCCGCGGUCACACUGCGUUCGACAACAAUUGCGCUCAAAUUCAGGGGAGAAAAUUAUCUGCCAUAAAUAAAAGCGAUGCGCGCCGCCUCAAUGUGUAAUGUGUUUUUUUUUUUUAGCUAAUUAGCGUACUGAGUACGUACAAGUGUAAAUAUAUUAAGUGCAAUAGCAACAGAGAAACAGUGCAAAGGCGGACGAGAGACGUGAAAAAAACGACUCACAAAUAGACACUCAGCACCCACACAGACGCUGCCACCUGUGUGUGUGUGCGUGUGAGCAUUUUUCGUGUGUAUAAGGAAAACGAGUGCAAUUGAUUUUCGUGCAAGAGUCGAACUCGGAAUCCGAGUCCGAGUCGGAGUCUGAAUCGCUAACCCACUCAAAACAAACGGCGGGAAGAAGAAGUAGAAGUAGAAAUGUCUGCGGCGGUGGAUGGUGCCGCAGGUGGGGGUGGGGGUUCAGCGAACGGCGGCGGCAGCUCUGGCGGUGACAAUGGCGGCAAUGGCAGCACCACUGCAUCGGGUGGUAACGGUGGCUCGAAUAAAACACAUCUGCCCCUCACGCCGCGCUUCACACCCGAGGAGAAGGAGGUCCUAUACACGCUCUUCCACCUCCACGAGGAUGUCAUCGACAUUAAGCACAGGAAGAAGCAACGCAACAAGUACUCCGUCCGCGAGACCUGGGACAAGAUCGUGCGCGACUUCAAUUCUCAUCCGCAUGUCAGUGCCAUGCGCAACAUCAAGCAGAUCCAGAAAUUCUGGCUAAACUCGAGGCUCCGCAAACAGUAUCCGUAUCGCGAGAACACCUCCGCUUAUAGCGGUGGCGCCGGUGGUGCUGGUGGCGGUGGCGUUGGCCGGGCCAAACAGCAGCGCACCGUUGCGGUCAAGGUGGAACCCGAUUUCGCCAUCAGCCCCGAUGAAUCGGAGCCCAAUGCCCAGGGCGACACGUUCGAUGAGAUCGAGAUGGAUGCCAACGAUGUCAGCGAUGACAUCGAGGAGGACCCCAUAGAGGUGCAGCAGCAGCAGCAGCAAGCACACGCGCAGGCUGAGGCCGAGGCCCAGGCCCAAGCCCAGGCACAGCAGCAACAGCAACAGCAACAGACGGCAGCCGUCGAGAUGCAAAAGAUGCAGAGUGCCGCAGCGGCGGCUGUGGCUGCUGCCAAUGCCAAUAUGCUCAACACCCACCAGAUCAAUGUGGAUCAGAUCAGUGCGGAGAAGCUCACCCUCAACGAUUUGCUGCACUUUAAGACGGCGCGACCGCGCGAGGAGAUCAUACUGCAGAUCAAGCAUCCCUCGGAAGCGACAGCCACACAGAUCCAUACGAUACCCACGCAGGCGCAACAGCAUACCAUGGCCACCAUCACCGCUGGGGGCUACAACCAGCAGAUCAUCAGCGAGAUCAAGCCCCAGCAGAUCACUCUCGCCCAGUACCAGGCCCAGCAGCAGCAACAGGCCCAAGCACAGGCCCAGGCGCAGGCCCAGGCACAGGCGCAGGCCCAGCAGUUGGCACAGGCCCAACAGAUGGCGGCGGCCCAGCAGCAGCAUCUGGCGGUUGCAGUGCAUCACCAGCAGCAGCAGCAGGCGGCGGCCGUUGUCGUUCAGCAGCAGCAGCAACAACAGGCGCAACAACAGCAGCAACAGCAGCAGCAGCAGGCGGCUGUGAAGAUGCAGCUGACUGGCGGUACGCCCACCUUCACAUUCAGCGCCAUGCCCACGGUGACGGCGGCCACGGCGGUGCCCGUGGCAACGGCCACGAUACCCAAUUCGGGCAGUCCCGGCCGCAAUGGGUCGAGUUGCGGUGUCGGGGCUAGUGGAUCGGCGGCUGGAGAUGGCUACGAGGAGCGGAUGAACUACUUUAAGGUGCGGGAGGCAGAGCUGCGGUGCAAGGAACAGCAGUUGACCACCGAAAAGAAGCGGAUCGAGCUGAACAAGGCCCAGGAUGAGCUCAAGUAUAUGCGGGAGGUGCACAGGCUGCGCGUCGAGGAGCUCAAGAUGAAGAUCCGCAUACUGCAGAAGGAGGAGGAGCAGCUGCGCAAGACCAGCAGCUCAUGAGAUGAUCUUCUGGAGGGUGCCACUGCUGCAGCGGCAGCAGACGAAGAGCACGAGCAACUGGAGGAGGAUGAGCAGCAGCAGCA